This is a messenger RNA of Sebastes umbrosus (honeycomb rockfish), 3383 nucleotides long. RefSeq names its product complexin-2. The record is from RefSeq and is a predicted model, not a curated record. Gene Ontology annotation, biological process: synaptic vesicle exocytosis; neurotransmitter transport; regulation of neurotransmitter secretion. Bases 298 to 702 code for a protein of 134 amino acids. The transcript has 4 exons. Gene Ontology annotation, cellular component: terminal bouton; SNARE complex. Lineage: Eukaryota; Metazoa; Chordata; Actinopteri; Perciformes; Sebastidae. Gene Ontology annotation, molecular function: syntaxin binding.
UGGCUGAUAGAGGAGGAUAGAGAGAGAGAGAGAGAGAGAGAGAGAGAGGGAGACUGGCUGAUAGAGGAGGAGAGGCAUCACUCGGUGGUUUGUUGGCUGCAGACUGGUUGGAUCUCUUCGCCUCCUCGGUCGCUUCAGACUCAUCAGGUCCAGAAGAGAGUCACUGAGGACGCUCAAACAGAGGACGGUGGAACGUGAGAAGGAUCCAGACACCCAGAGAUCCCUGCAGGCUCGGUGGCUACAUGCUCAGCUCUCUUUGGUUUUGAGAAGAACAACGACACCAAAUCAGCAGGAACCAUGGAUUUUGUAAUGAAGCAAGCUUUAGGUGGGGCCACCAAAGACAUGGGUAAGAUGCUGGGUGGGGAGGAGGAGAAGGACCCGGAUGCAGCCAAGAAGGAGGAGGAGCGGCAGGAGGCGCUGAGGCAGCAGGAGGACGAGAGGAAGGCCAAACACACCCGCAUGGAGGCCGAGAGGGAAAAAGUACGGCAGACCAUCAGGGACAAGUACGGGCUGAAGAAGAAGGAGGAGAAGGAGGCGGAGGAGAAAGCGGCCAUGGAGCAGGCCUGCGAGGGGUCGCUGACGCGCCCGAAGAAGGCGAUCCCGCGGGGCUGCGGAGACGACGACGAAGAGGACGAGGAGAGCAUCCUCGACACCGUCCUGAAGUUUCUGCCCGGACCUCUACAGGACAUGUUCAAGAAGUAAAAACAAAAACAACAACAACAAAUCAAAGGAACCCUAAGUUCAGGGUCCAGUCUGGCCCGGGUCAGGCUGCGGGGCAAAGGGAGGCGGGGGGUCUUUCUGUCGGGUUGAGUGACCUUUAGGAGAGACUGGAGGGGGGUUGGUUUGGGUAUUUGUAAGCAGGUAGGGUUUGAGUGUAGAUGUAGAAGUGGAAGCGGAUUCGGGAGGGGGGGUUCUUGCCAAACUGUUAGAGGCUACACACUGCCUUUCUAGAAGUCCUUUACGUUGUUCUUUUCUACUCCUCGACGACUGCGUCAUUCUUCCCCCUUUUUAUUUGCCACAACUGCCGUACAACUUUUCAACUGCCACACAGCACAUUUCUUACAAUUAGUAAUGUCUAUUGUCCUUUUUCUUGUUGCUAUUUUUACACCUAUCGAUCGAUCGGUUGGCCGUUAUCUGUCGUCGGGGCGAUGGUGAACCAAUGGAGACCAGUAUUCCCUUAAAGAAGGACAGGGGACCGCUCUGUCCUCAUGCUUUUGUGUUUUUUUCCAAAUGGCACUGCAACCAUGUUUUCCAAUAGAUGGAGCAUGUUGUGUUUAUUUCAGUGAGUGUUUUCUACUUUUAUGAACCUCGUGUAGGUCUUUAUAUUGAAGAAAAAAAAAAAAAAUCUAACAUUUGAGUUUUUAGGACAUGUGCCUUCAUACCAUCUCCUCUAGCAGAGGAAUUGUAAAUGAGGGUUUCAUUAGGAGUCAAACAGGUGUACAGUUGUUGGAAGCAUGUGGGCCGGGCAGGUCGGACACUUUUGGAAUAAUGUAUUUGAUAUAAAGUUGGCAUAUUCUGUGGUUUCCAGAAGAUAUUGUUCAAACUACUUCUGGAAAUCCCAGACCAGGUUUUGAAGGUCCACAAAACGAUUUAAAAACAUAAUUAACCUACAAGGCUACGAGCUUCCGGAGAACUGUUUGCUGGAGAAAACAUUUUAUUUCCCUCCUCCUACUUCCACCUCUAGUUUUACAUAAAAUAGAUUUUAUAAGCCUGUCAGCUAGUUAGACUGCCUUCAUGCUAAAAAAAAGUAAAAUUUAAGAUCUUGAACGUGUCAAGGACUCAUGUCAAUAUGUGGAUUUAGGAAUAGAUUUUAUUUAGCUCAAGGUUUCAUCCAUGCAAGCAAACAAGACUCUUUUUUUACCUUGUUUGAAUCCCAUCUUUAAAGAUAAAUCACUGCUGUUUCGUCCACAAAUUACAGAUUUACAGAUUUUUUUUUAGGUCCCCAUAGACAAUCAAAGCAUUGACCACUGGGGAACAGUGGGGGGGUAGCCGGUACUGUACAUGUUGUCAUUUCCUGUCACUCCAUCUAUGAUCGGUUAAAAGUGGGUUGAUUAACUGAAGUGUCUCUUAAUUUAAACUAUUUAUUUUCUUCUUCACACAUGAAUGCAAAUGCCAGGCAACGUCUGGGUGUUUUUUUUUUAACUUACUUUGACUCUUAUUUUUUGUGAAUGUGCUGCCAAUUUGUUUUAAUGCAACUGAACUUGUGACUUAAUUCACAUUUCAGCUGGGCUGACCUUUCCCCCCCUCAUCUUUUAAUUUACCUUGAUCGAAGUUCAUCAACAUCGAGACCAAAGAAAUACUGGUGAGACCUUUACUAUUUCUUUUGUCACCGCCGGAAACAAAGACGUGCAUGCCGGCCGAACCGAACUGAACCUGGCUUUUUUAUUGUACGUGCGAGACCUGCAGGAGAAACACAGCAGCCUGUUCAGCGUGUGCAUGCAUCCCAAAGAACAUCACUAAAACUAAAAUCCUAUUUUCCUUCAAAAGUAUUCCGUGGCUGAAUAAAAGCAGAUGAUUUAACUGUAGACUGAGAAAACCAGUCUGUGAGUUCGUCGCGUCUCACUGCCUGAAGAGCUCCCUUAGAGUUGAGUAUACUCUGCAUCCUGCAUCUCUUAAUCCAACAGAAAUAUCAUAGUGAUUUGUCAUAAUAGCAUUUAAAGUAGACGUACUGUAAAUGGAAACGAUCUCUAUUUAGUGAAACUACCUAAAUAUGUAGACAUUAAGCAUGUGGGUUGAUCUGCGACGGUGUACGGUUAACACAUUGUUCCAUGUAAUUUAAAAUAACUUUAAGGAUUAAUGAUGAAGUUGUCAUAAGCACUAUAAAGACAUUUUCUUUUCUUUUUUUUAUUUUCUAGCUCAGAUAGGACUUUUCACUAGACAAAGCCAUAUUGUUUAGAUCGCAAUAAUUACUUAAAAAGAGAAUAUUUCAUUAAAAGUGUCUCAUGUUUGUUUUCUGUAAACGAAAAAAUAGAAAAAAAAAUAUUUGCAUAUCUGUUUGUAAAUCUUCACCGUUCUUGUAUCUUUAAAAAAUGUAUACUAAUGUAUACGCAAAGAAAAAAUGUAUGUAGAAAAAAUGAAGCCAUUGUUUUAACUGUCUCAGUGUACUACAUGUGUACUGUAAGUGUGCGUGUGUGCGUGUGUGUGUGUUUGUAUGUGUGUGUCUUUCUACGUUGUCUGUGAUGUGAGACCACGGCGUUGAUUCAUAUAGUCCUGGUUUAUACUACGUAAAUGUGUCUUUGAACUAUUUUGUGCACACAGGCUGAAGCUAGGGCGGCUCCCUAGUCGUGCCACGUCUUAAAAAAGAAAUUAUACUUAACACAUUCCUUUCAAAUGUUGAGCAUGCAAAAUGUUUGGUAGAGAAGAGAAUACACCAAAUGUCAAAA